UGGAAAAAGUCUUUAUUUCAUUUAUAUCGAUUUCAAGAAUUUGUUUCUUAUUUUUAUUCUGUUAAAUAGAUAGCUGAUAUGGCUGUUUUAUCCAUUUGUCCUGCACCUUUCUAAAUUUAUUCGAAUGGCGAACGAUAUGUUAACCAGCUUCGGUCGACCCAGAAGGUUUCACAAUCUAAUGAGUGCAGAUCCACCUGGGACCAGGUUUCCCUCAGCUGGCAUCACGCCUGGCUCCUCGGUGCUGGGCAUUCGAUUUGAUGGCGGCAUUUUGGUGUCCGCCGAUACGCUGGUCACCUAUGGCAACCUAGCUCGGUACCAGAACGUCGAUCGAGUGAUCAAGAUCAGCGACAGUGUCUUGCUUGGAGGCGGCGGCGAUUUCGCCGAUAUACAGUCAAUUGUUCGAACCAUAGACCAGAAGAUUAUCAAUGAUCAUUGCCGGGACGACGGGGCGAGCAUAAAACCGAUUGCUUUGGUAAACUGGAUGACGCGGCUACUCUAUGGACGCCGAUCACUUAAGCAACCCCUCAAAGCCGAGAUAAUCGUUGCCGGCAUCGAAGACGGAUGCCGGCCUUAUUUGAGUGCUGUGGAUGCGCGUGGAUCCCCCUUCGAGAACUACGUUGCGGCAAGCGGCUUCGCACGCCUGAUUGCCGUGCCUCUUGUGCGCGAACGCAAGCCCAUAGACAGGGAUUUCAGCUUAAAGGAGGCAUCCACUUUGAUCCGCGAUUGCAUGAGAAUCCUUUAUUAUCGCGAUACGCGCAGCAUUGCUCAGUAUACGGUGGGUAUUUGUACGCCCGACAAUUGUAGCAUAAAGGGUCCCUUCAAAGCUGAAGAAAACUGGGCGAUUGCCGAUUACGUUUCGGGCUACUAGAUAUAUUAUAACAUUUUGUACUGUCCAGUCCUCAGAUCGGUAAACUAUACAGAAUAUAUUUUAGAUUUUAACACAGCAAUGCCAACUCA
Molecule: messenger RNA, 957 nt
Organism: Drosophila novamexicana
Lineage: Eukaryota; Metazoa; Arthropoda; Insecta; Diptera; Drosophilidae
Product: proteasome subunit beta type-4-like
Exons: 1
Coding region: 125-868 (247 amino acids)
Cellular component (GO): proteasome core complex
Source: RefSeq, a predicted model, not a curated record